CACACACGCACACCCGUAACCUGCUCUGCUUUACUAUUGAAAAUAGCGGCGUGACUGGGUGGACCACCAUUGUGAAUAAUGUAAACAAGAAUACCCCUUUAUAUAUACCCAUCCAGUCAGCAUUGCCAAGUUCACGGAAGGGAUAACACAGCGAGAUCUGGGGUAAAAGUGUCUCCUUGGCUUAACCCAAUAUUAGUUUAUGGAACUAUAUCUUUUUCAGUCUUUCUAAUUUGACUGUGCUGGAAACUGUUUUUUGUGGUUGGUGAGAUGUUUCAACAAUGGAAGAAGACAUGUUGCUAAUCCAUGGUUUCACAAAAUGGUGGACGUAGAAGGUACGCUCAUCCAGGAAGUAGACUGAGUGACACGCCUUGUCUGGGCAACACGUGUUCCGGAAACAAGUACCUGUGUGAGAUAUGUCGGGAUCACUGUUCCUCCCGUGCUGUCUGUGGACUGCCAAGGACGAGGAUGGGGAGGUGUACACUAAAACAGAACCACCAGCAGGAGCGGAGGAGAUCUCUGGAGCUGUGAGAGAAGAGAAGGGUGCCAAAGACGCUGGGCAUCUUGGGGGUGAGGAGGAGGAGCAGGACUCUGUAAGACCUGGUGGCGGGGACAAUACAGGGGUGGUGGAGGAACCAGAGGACACCAAUACGACACAGACAUUUCAUCAGCAUGGUGAAAGUGGAGAUACAUUAUGCGAGGAGAAAGCAGAGGAAACCAGGCCUACAAAUGAAACUGAUAAGGAUGAACACGAAGAUGAACUGAAUCAGGAUUACAAGAGAACAAAGGAACUAGAUGAGCAUGAUGAAAGCAAGGAUCCAUCAGAUCCAUCAAUGAACAGGAAAUCACAGGACGCCAGGACCACACAGGAAUGUGAUCACAAUGAGGAUCCAUCCAGGGAGGGAGAACCAGGUGACACUGGACCAACACAGGACUGCGGUAAGACUGAUCCUUCUUUUGAGAGGGACCAACGUGGGACUACACCUGGAUCUGAUCAACUUUGCUCAGUUGACGAUACAGUCACAGGGACACAGGGAAUUGACCAGCAUUGCGGGAAGUGAUGAUUUGUUGAUCAACAAGGAACUAGGGAUCUCUGGGACACCACCGGGAUCCGAUCAACACGACACAGUUGAAGAUACGGGGACCAAGAGAGGAUCAAUUGCAUCUUCAGGAUCGGAACAGAUUGGGCCACUGGGAGCUACGGACUCACUCCUAGAGAAUGAGAACACACUGAAAGAGACUGAGAUCAAACCAGAGGAGGAUGAGACCACACUUCAGGAACAUGAGAUAACACCGCAAGAGAAUGUGACCACGCGUCAGGAGCAGGAGACCACACCACGCGUCAGGAGCAGGAGACCACACUUCAGAACGAGAACGCCGCCGCAAGAGCAGGAGACAACUCCACGUGAGACUGACACAACUCAUGAACUCUGUCAACAAGAUGGAAGUGAAGACCCGUCGGAGGUGGACUAUUCCCAGGUGGCUGGUACCACACAAGACUUAAAUCAAGACCCCGAAAACAGGGAUCCUCCGAGUGACAGUGAAAUACCCAUCACGAUUCCUGGACAAGAAUUCGAAGAUCAGGUUUUAUCUGACGAUACAGGGAAUGUAAAGGAGCCACCAGAUGUUGAAACUACAGGGGAAGGUCACAGUGAACUAGAGGAUGCGUCAUGUGACAAGGAGCAACAGGACCAUGAGGCUGCACAGGAUUAUGUCGAGCAAGUAUUAAGUGAGCUGGAACAUGCUGCUGAUGACGUUGAUGUUGACGUUGACGUCAGUGAGACGUUACAGUUUCCUAAUCAAGAAACCCAACAACCCUCUCCCGACAAACGCCUGGACACCGCUCUCCACGACGCCUGCCGACUUGGUGACCUACAGCGAGUGAAGGACAUCCUGGCCGAGGGACAACUGGACAUCAACUGUAGAGGAAGUGGAGGACAGACACCCGUGAUGACUGCAGUACGAAAGGAACAUAAACAAGUGUCCCACUUCCUUGCCGAUGAAGGAGCUGACUUGUCGCUAAACGCUGACGAUGGUAACAACGUCCUUCACUACGCCUGUCGUGGAGGACAAGUCGAAAUGGUGAAGACUGUCCUGGCCACGAAUAUGGUUGACAUCAACAGUAGAGGUCAGGGCGGGAGGACACCCCUAUUAUGGGCAGCUGGGUGGGGUCGUGCCGCCAUCUUUGAAAUUCUUGCGCAGGAGGGGGCUGAUCUGACGGCAGUGAAAGAUGGCGGUAACAACAUCCUCCAUGUCGCCUGUCAUGGGGGCGAUAUGGUGAUAGUUAAAUAUAUCCUGUCUCAGGAUGUGGUGGACCUCAGCGCAAGGAACAAUGAUGGUGAAACAGCAGCCAUGAUAGCCAAACGACGUGGACAUUACCCAAUUCAGAAACUUCUUGCGUCUCGUGGUUGCCCCUUGAAGUAAGGCAUAAGAGGCAGUGAUUGCAAGAUAUGUAUUAUAUAUGGUUUCCUAAGAGCUGACAUAGAGUAGAAAAACUUCAAAUGUUGACUUCAUGAAUCAGAGAUAGUUAAAACGUUGUCGAUGCUUCGCGGUAUACACCCGUGAAUACAGAUUCCAAUCACCCGUGAAUAUAUAUGUCAACAUUGCAGUCGCUGUUCAGGCAGUGUCCAAAAAGAAUGGAAUUUGACUUCAUCGGUCAUUAAAGCAAUAAAGCUACAUAACCUUUUCCACCUCCAGGAAUAUAUAUGGGACAAGUCAAACUAGGGAAUUGCGUCAGACACAACUUUUGUCAACGAUGCUAUCAUUUAUUUGAUAGACUUUAAACAUAUACGUGUCCUAACUCCGUCGUAUUUCAUCCGUACGUUUUCGUUUGUUUUGUUUGUUUGUUUCUUGUUCAAUGCUGGACAGAGCAAUGUUCCAGCUGUUUAUUGGCUGUCUGUAAUUAAUCCAAUCUGGACCCAACCAUCCUGUGAUCAACACCACGAGCAUCGAUCUAUGCAACUGGGAUACGAUGACGUGUGUCAGUCAGACCUGUCCACGUGAGCUCGUUAGUUGCCUCUUAUGACAAGCAUGGGUUGCUGAAGACAAAGUCUAACCUGGAUCUCCACGGGUACCGUACGUAUAAAAUGGGUGAUGGAAGAACGUACUGUGGACAACGUAUUGACAGUGGCGUAACUUCGGGGAAAAUGGGAUUAAUCAAAAUCACGUUAACUUGGCAUUACUUGUGGUGAUUAGAAAUGGACUAUCACCCAGACAGGUAUUUGUCGAGCUCUCAUCAACUCAACUAGUAGGUACAAAUGUUAAUCAGUGACAGUUCCAAUGAGAGCUGCAUAGAUAAUCAGAAUUAUUUCAAGGACAGUUAUCACUCCCAGAUGAAUUAGUAACAAGUAUAAUAAUAUGACUUUUGUACUUUGUAAUUAUUACCCUGUGUGCUACCUCGGCAUAUGCAUUCACGUUUGUAGUGCCACACGGAGUAUUAUGAAUGAACAUAUAGAUGCACUUUUUAUUGUGUUGACUAGUAGCAUAGAUAUCUUAAGUUUCCAUAUUUAACCAGAGACUUAUAAACAUAACUUCAAACACGUGAGAGAUGGUUACAAAUACAUUAUCAAAUCUGACAAUACUUCUUUCAGUUUUCAUUUACAUUACAAUUUACAUUUCAGUUAGGAAAGUGAGAUUGUUCAAAUUUGUUUCUGUUCACCCAGCAGAAAAUGGGUACCCGGUGGGAUAAGUCAUGUGACUAUGAACCUUCUAGCGCCUCAUGGGCAGCUUGGGUUAUCCAGGGUUAUACUAAUCAGAGUAUAUUUGUGCUCUUAAAGCAGGACAUGAAGCCUGGAAAGGCGCGUUAUAAAUAUUCAGCAUUAUAAUUAUUAUUAUCAUUAUAAUUACAAAAACCGGUUUUCGAUAUUCUCCUGACCCUCGGUGUAUAUAGCGGUGCAUUGUGACCUCAAUAAAGUUAAAGAAAUGUU
Molecule: messenger RNA, 3923 nt
Organism: Haliotis rubra (blacklip abalone)
Lineage: Eukaryota; Metazoa; Mollusca; Gastropoda; Lepetellida; Haliotidae
Product: ankyrin repeat and KH domain-containing protein mask-like
Exons: 7
Coding region: 880-2421 (513 amino acids)
Molecular function (GO): protein binding
Source: RefSeq, a predicted model, not a curated record